AUUUUUUCGUUCGCUUUUUUGAACGCCAAAAGAUGUUGGAAGAUAAGCUCGUCGUCUGCUCCACCGCCUUGUUCACGUACUUGCACAUCUAUCACAUCGUAAAGUCAAGAUCAGGCACUGAAGCGGCGCCAGAGAUGCAACAGAAGGUGCAGCAGCAGCAGACAAAACAGGAGGAACAGCAACAGCAGCAGGAAGUUCGUCAGGAUGAGCCUCAGGAGAAUGACAAAGAGCAGCCGCAGGAGAGAGACGAAGAGCAGCCUCAGGAGAGAGACGAAGAGCAGCCACAAGAUCAGCUGCAAGAGGAGCAAGUUACUCAACUAUUUUCGACUCUUCGCAACAAUUUGGUUCCAGCCGCAAUGGGACUCACCGCUGUCUGUGUGCUCAAGGCAAUCAUCAACUAAAAAUGCUCAAUAAAUAAAUCGCCAGUCCAGCCCUGGUCUAAUUAUUUCUCCAUCUGCAAAAUUGCUUUGAAUGGGAAACAACAUUUUCCAAAUUUGGAGUAGUCUUGUGGAAGGAGAGUAAGGAGCCAAGGCCUAAGCGAAAAGGAACUCCAUAUUGCUUUUCUCGUGAAGA
This is a messenger RNA of Drosophila obscura, 573 nucleotides long. Its product is annotated as transcription factor TBF1-like. Lineage: Eukaryota; Metazoa; Arthropoda; Insecta; Diptera; Drosophilidae. The record is from RefSeq and is a predicted model, not a curated record. The transcript is spliced from 2 exons. The coding region runs from base 33 to 401 and encodes 122 amino acids.